UUUCUCUCCCUCUUCCCAGCUUCUCCAAAAAAGCUACAACCGCCCGGGCUGCGGGACCGGGGCUGCAGGCAUCCGGUGGAGGGAGCGCACCCCUGCGCGCCUCGAAACAUGAAAGAAUACAGGAAGUCCUGAAUGACCACAAUGAAUACCUGUGCUAAUUAAGUCACUGGCUUGAUACUGGGAGAACAGCAAGAUAUCCACACUUCUAGAAAGCAGAAAUGACCAUGACUGCCAACAAGAAUGCCAGUGUCAACAGCAGAGCUGGAGGGAGUAAAGUGCCUCAGGACACUCUGGAUAGAAAAUCCUUUGAGUUUGAGGAUGCGUCAAGUCUGCAAUCCCUGUACCCUCCCUCCCCAACUGAAAAUGGGACUGAGAGCCAGCAUAAAUUUGGAUCCAAGAGCACUUUAGAAGAAAAUGCCUAUGAAGACAUUGUAGGCGAGUCACCCAAGGAAAACCCGUACGAGGAUGUGGAGCUGAAAGGCCGUCACGCGGGCCGAAAAUCCCAUCAGCUCUCCGAGAAUUCCCUAGAUUCUUUGCACAGGAUGUGGACGCCGCAGGACAGGAAAUACACAUCACCUCCCCAGCUACCUUCAAAGCCCAGCAGCCAGUCUCUGCGCGUCGGGAACUGGUCAGAAAGGAAGAGCCACCGCUUACCACGGCUGCCCAAGCGGCACAGCCACGAUGACAUGCUGCUGCUGGCUCAUCUUGGCAUUCCCUCCUCCCCUUCCAGCCUCAAUGAGGACAGCCUGAGUACCACAAGCGAGCUGCUGUCUACACGGCGGGCCAGGAGGAUCCCAAAGCUUGUCCAAAGAAUCAAUUCCAUCUACAGUGCAAAAAGAGGAAAAAAACGAUUGAAGAAACUUUCUAUGUCCAAUAUUGAGACAGCAUCCCUACGAGAUGAGAACAGCGAGAGUGAGAGUGACUCAGAUGACAGGUUUAAAGCUCAUACCCAGCGUCUAGUACACAUCCAGUCAAUGCUGAAGAGGGCUCCAAGUUAUCGAACCCUGGAACUGGAGCUGAUUGAAUGGCAGGAACGGGAGUUAUUUGAGUAUUUUGUGGUAGUGUCACUGAAAAAGAAGCCCUCUAAAAACACUUACCUCCCAGAAGUGACGUAUCAGUUUCCUAAGCUGGAAAGACCAACCAAGCAAAUGCGUGAAGCAGAGGAGCGUCUCAAGGCUAUCCCUCAGUUCUGCUUUCCUGAUGCCAAGGACUGGCUCCCUGUCUCCGAAUACAACAGUGAGACCUUCUCUUUCAUGCUGACUGGAGAAGAUGGGAGCCGGCGGUUUGGUUAUUGCAGGAGGCUGUUGCCAAGUGGAAAAGGCCCACGCCUACCUGAAGUUUAUUGUGUCAUCAGCCGUCUGGGGUGCUUUGACUUAUUUUCCAAGAUCCUGGAUGAGGUUGAAAGGAGAAGGGGAAUAUCUGCUGCCUUGGUUUAUCCAUUUAUGAGGAGUCUGAUGGAAUCUCCUUUUCCUGCACCUGGAAAGACAAUCAAAGUCAAAACCUUUCUGCCUGGAGCUGGAAACGAGGUCAUUGAACUGCGACGGCCCAUGGACUCCCGCCUGGAACACGUGGACUUUGAAUGCCUUUUCAAGUGCCUCAGCGUUCGUCAGAUCAUCAGGAUCUUUGCUUCUCUCCUGCUGGAGCGGCGUGUGAUUUUUGUAGCAGAUAAGCUCAGCACCCUCUCGAGCUGCUCGCACGCCGUGGUGGCCCUGCUGUACCCCUUCUCCUGGCAGCACACCUUCAUCCCUGUUCUGCCCUCAUCCAUGAUUGACAUCGUGUGCUGCCCUACCCCCUUCCUGGUGGGACUGCUCUCCAGCUCGCUGCCCAAACUGAAGGAACUGCCAGUAGAGGAGGCUUUGAUGGUUAACCUGGGAUCUGAUCGAUUCAUCAGACAGAUGGAUGAUGAAGACACACUAUUACCUAGAAAACUGCAAGCUGCUCUGGAGCAGGCUCUAGAGAGAAAGAACGAACUGAUAAAUCAGGAUUCAGAUAGUGAUUCAGAUGAUGAAUGUAACACCCUGAACGGAUUAGUGUCUGAGGUUUUUAUCCGAUUCUUUGUGGAGACAGUUGGCCAUUACUCCCUGUUCCUAACCCAGAAUGAAAAAGGAGAGCGUGCCUUCCAAAGGGAGGCUUUCCGUAAAUCUGUGGCCUCCAAGAGUAUCCGCCGCUUCUUGGAAGUUUUCAUGGAAUCCCAAAUGUUUGCUGGCUUCAUCCAGGACAGAGAGCUGAGAAAAUGCAGGGCAAAAGGUCUCUUCGAGCAGAGGGUUGAACAGUAUUUGGAAGAGCUUCCAGACACAGAACAAAGUGGAGUAAACAAGUUUCUACGAGGCCUUGGAAACAAAAUGAAGUUCCUUCACAAGAAGAACUGACUCCUUUCUGCUGAAAUACCAACCCAAAGACUAUUUAUGAUGCUGCGUGUGAGACACCUGCAGCGUUUCGGAGUUUGAUGCAGGAGGACAGCAGAGCAAGCUGACCGCAGCUUUAAGUGACAACCGAUGCUGUUAGACAUUGUGCCAGAUGAUGGCUCCAUUCUGUAUUUGGGUAGAAUUUGUACAUAAUGUGCUGUAAGCUUUUGUAACUGAUUUUGUAAUGAGCAAGGAAAACUGUGGUAAAUAUUUGUAUAUUCCUGAGAAUAACAGGUGCUUUUUUUUUUCUUUAGUAUGAAUUGAGUUAUGCUUGGUGCAAAAAUGACUAGCUGAUUAUGUGCAGCUGACUGUCUCAGCAGAACCACUGACUUCACGGGAUGUUUGUGAGAGCUACACUGAUGCCUGGAUACUGCGGGGAUGAAUGGGCUCGGGUACGUGGGAGAGGUUGUACGCACGGGGGCUGCUUUCAUGUGGCGGAGUUGGUAUUUUUUGUUUUUGUUUUCCUUCUAAUUAAUUUUAAAAGAAAGAAAUAACAAAGCAACUUGAUAACAAGGUACUUGGUUCACAAUACAGAACUUCCACUUGGUUUGAAUUCUGGUCAGUAAACUACUUGUAAUCCAUUCUGCACUAAGACUGCUAAACCUGAGGAGACCUCAGUUCUUUGACAUGCAAGCUGCAACAAGUAGGUACAGUACAUCCUUUCCUCAUGUAUGUAUGUAUGGUUUCUAAUAAACUCUGUAAAUAUACCUGUUUGUUUAUAUUCAUUGCAUACCUCUACAGUUUCUGAUGUUGAGUAGGUACAAAACCAGAGUAAAUUUCCUGUGAUUUUUAAUGAAUUUGUAAUUAAAAUACAAAAUGGUUAUUACAAACCUGUCUUUUAGUAGGUUUGCUAUUUCAUAGUUUUAUUUUUCUUCAAUGUUUUUCACUAGGGAUGAGAUGAGACAUUUUAUAUCCCUGUUCUGCUAAUUUUAUCCUAACAGAAGCACCUCCUAAAACAUUUUUUUUUCCUUUGCAUGGGUUAGCAACAAAUUACUUUUUGUCAUUGUGAAUAUUAUACAUACUGCUCCUGAACUGUGGUAUUUUCAGGUUGGUUUUGUGCUACCUUAGUUAGAUGAUCAGAGCAGAACACGAGCAGCUUGUAGCAGGCAGAGCCUUUGCCUAAAUCUCUGAUGAGCUGAUCACCUGUGGCACCAGACUCUGCUUUUCUUUUGCAUUAGCUGCAGCCUGUCCAGCUGGUGUUGCCAUUUCAGCGAGAGCUCUUCAGCGGGACAGGAAUGGUUAGCUUGCUGUGGCUUGCUGCACAGCUGUGAACGUUACUCAAGUACCACAUUCAUCUCUGAUCUGGAAACAUGACUCCUGUUGAGAUUCUGUAAGCUUUCCCUUAGUCUGAAGAAGAAAAUAUAAAAUACUUGAUUAUAUUUGCAAUUCUGACAGCUAAUGAAAAUAGCUAAAGCUUCUUCCUUUUAAAAAAAAAUCAAACACUGUAUUUUUCUUCAUUUGCAGCGUGAUUUCUUUAGUUAGAUCGGCUUUGAGGCUUGCGCAAUUCCUAACCUGACAGUGGUUCUGGUUUGCUGACAGCCUCAUAGAGCAAAAUCGAGGGAUUAUUCAUUAAAAAGGUGAAGUCGUUUCCUUUCUUGCUUACCUCCCUCACACUCGUGUAUAUACAAAAGCUUGUUAAGUGUAUGUGAAAUGUCUGUAAAAUAUCAAGUGCUUUUGAUUCAACGGAAAUGUACUCACAAAUGUUCAUGUCCAUUAGUUCUCCUCUAUAAUAUGCUGUUAAGUUCCAGAAUGACUUCUAGAUAUUCUUCAGAGUGGAAGGAGUAACUUCACUUGUACAGGUGGAUUCUGGCUAUUUUAUUAACAAGAGCUGCUGGUAAAUAUAUGGGGAAAUAUAUAUUCCUCUUAAGAAAACGGUGGAUAGAACAUCACCAUCAUCGGCUGAAGGAAGUGCUGCAGAGAAAAGAUGCAACAAAGGCAAGAAAAAGGCACGGAAUGCUGAUGUACAAGAAUGAGGCGCUGGAAAAACCAUCUCCCACACUAAAGCUGUUUUCCUCCAUCUGCACUGUAAAAAUCUAAGUAGAAAACUUUCAAACAUUGUAUUACCCAUCAACAGGCCAUUCCAGUGUUUGUAAUGUGAAACAGAGGAGAGUGGGGGGCAAGGUGAGAUCCCAUUUCAAAAAAAUUUGUAGCGGUCUUGAUACUCUUUAACUACAGCUGUAUAAACCAGUCCUAUUUCUGGACAUCUGUGUUUCAAAGCAUCAGAUGAAUGAAAAACAGGGAGAGUAUUAUUUGCCUUUUAUAUUCAUUGUUAAAACUAACCAGUUUUUCCUAGUUGUUAAAACUAAUGGUGUUCCUGAGCAUGGAACAUUACUAGUGAACCACUUAACUGAGAAGGAAAUCCUGAAGAACAAAUCCAGUACCGAGACCCACGCUCUAAAUUGGUGAAGAUUUAUUUAAUGUCUUACGGUACAAAAUACACAAAAGACAAGCUCGAGAAACAAUAACAUUCUCCAGGAAUUGUUCUACUGUGGCAGAUAGUUGUGUUUAAGUACAUGGUAUUUAUUUUCCCAUAGUUAUCGGUAUUUAAUAAAGUGACCAAGGUUGCCGUUUUUUAAAUUCUGCUCAAAAUCCUACUUCUGCCACAGAUCACGGAGGGAAGAGAAAUCAAGUUUUGUCAGUAGUUAAAAGGGCACAGCACCUAACGCUGUCUGCCUGCUAAAUUCACCCCGCUGCUGAGGGCGGCGGUCCAGGGCUGCUCCUCUUCCGCGGCCAGGGCGGCCCGGCCCGGCCCAGGCCGCGGGAGGACCCGGCGGGGCGCUGGUGCGGUGGAGGCAGCCCAGACCGGCGUGUCCCCUGAGGGAGAAGCACAGU
This is a messenger RNA of Chroicocephalus ridibundus (black-headed gull), 5237 nucleotides long. RefSeq names its product DENN domain containing 2B (gene DENND2B). NCBI's taxonomy places the organism in Eukaryota, Metazoa, Chordata, Aves, Charadriiformes, Laridae. The record is from RefSeq and is a predicted model, not a curated record. The transcript is spliced from 20 exons. Gene Ontology annotation, biological process: positive regulation of ERK1 and ERK2 cascade. The coding region runs from base 219 to 2369 and encodes 716 amino acids.